Molecule: messenger RNA, 414 nt
Organism: Epithele typhae
Lineage: Eukaryota; Fungi; Basidiomycota; Agaricomycetes; Polyporales; Epitheliaceae
Product: NUDIX hydrolase domain-like protein
Exons: 3
Coding region: 1-414 (137 amino acids)
Biological process (GO): diphosphoinositol polyphosphate metabolic process; diadenosine hexaphosphate catabolic process; diadenosine pentaphosphate catabolic process
Cellular component (GO): nucleus; cytoplasm
Molecular function (GO): endopolyphosphatase activity; bis(5'-adenosyl)-hexaphosphatase activity; diphosphoinositol-polyphosphate diphosphatase activity
Source: RefSeq, a predicted model, not a curated record
AUGAGCAACAAGGGCCGGUCAACACCGCGCGUCGUCUGCUGCGCGAUACCCAUCGCGCGCGCCGCUGGCAAGGUCCUCGUCAUCACCAGCAGGAAGCGGCCAAAUAACUGGGUCUUGCCCAAAGGAGGGUGGGAGCCGACGGACGGGGUGCUAGAAGCAGCAGCCUCGCGGGAAGCCUUGGAAGAAGCGGGCGUCCGCGGCACAAUCACGCGCUUCGUCACGACGAUCCCGUCCGCGUCAUCAACCUACCACUUCUACGAGCUCGACGUCGCCGACCUCGACGCCGAGUGGCUCGAGAGCAAAGAGCGCCGGCGAGAGUGGGUCGACUACGCCGAGGCCAUCCGACGGCUCUCCUGGAAGGCCGAGCUCGCGCAGGGGCUUUCGCUCUCCACGCUCGCCCCGCCGAAGCGGUGA